Messenger RNA from Fimicolochytrium jonesii, 685 nucleotides. RefSeq lists its product as uncharacterized. The transcript has 4 exons. The annotation marks the transcript as partial. Lineage: Eukaryota; Fungi; Chytridiomycota; Chytridiomycetes; Spizellomycetales; Powellomycetaceae. The record is from RefSeq and is a predicted model, not a curated record.
UCGCAUGGGGAAACUCACCGAUCAACGCAAGCGGGAGCUGUGGGGGCAGUUUCUCAAUGUGAAUGACAAGGUCUUCAAGGAUCGAAAGAAGCUUGGUCUCAAAUUUGAUGGGUCAAUCAGCACAAACGGGUAUUCCGCUACCAUCCACUUCAAGAAGCCAGGGCUCAAGUAUGGGCAUCGGGCCCGGAAGCGCAGCAAAGCCCAAAUGCAGGAAGAAGUCAAGCAGCUGUAUUUUGAGCACCACAUCGCCGAACUACGGGAGGCUCCAAACAUCGUCUGCAUUGAACCGGGCAAGCGUGACCUCUUGUUCUGUCGAGCCAUCAAGAAGGAGCGGCCAUUUCGAUACACAUCCAAUCAACGGGCGGUCGAGACAAAGUCGCGGUACUUUCAAAGAGACAUGAGAGAGCGAAAGAUCAAUGCUGGCAUCGCCGAGAUGGAAUCACAUAUUCCGUCGCACAAGAGCAUGAAGAUCGAGGCGUUCUCAGCGUUCAUUGUGGAUCACAUACAUGCAGAUCCCGCCCUGGAUGAGUUUUACCGGGAUGAGAUUCAUGUCGCUCGCAGAUUCAAGGCUUUCUCACUGCGGCAAAAGUCUGAGAGCAAGCUCAUCAAGAACAUGCGACGCCGGUAUGGAAAGCAUUUUUCGGUCGUCUUGGGUGAUUGGAGCGAUGCUGGGAAAACAAUGCGC